Molecule: messenger RNA, 201 nt
Organism: Glarea lozoyensis ATCC 20868
Lineage: Eukaryota; Fungi; Ascomycota; Leotiomycetes; Helotiales; Helotiaceae
Exons: 2
Coding region: 1-201 (66 amino acids)
Source: RefSeq, a predicted model, not a curated record
AUGGCACCAAAACAAAACUCUCUCCGCGUAUCCCAGGGACGUGUCGUCGGAAAACAAGGCAGCAAGGGAUAUUUCGGGGAAGCGUAUAGCGCGAUUACAGCGCCAGAGAAUGCGAGUGUUGUGAGGAGUGUGGCUAUUUUCGGGGUCGCAAUAGCAUUCUUCUCAAGUUCAUGGAGCGAAUUCCUCUUGCCACCUUUGUAA